AUGAAUGAACAAAUCGCGAAGUACGAUCGGCUAGCGCGUUCAUUCGAAUCACAGCCACGGAAAGCAAAGGAUACACACGGACAAACACGUGUCUUGUCCCUAAAUAAUCUGACAAGGCCUUGGAAAUUAGACGAAGCAGCACCAUUCAAAGGCGUCGAAAUUCCUGAACUGCUGGUGCGCUUUAGCUUCAACGACACUGAGCCAUGCUAUCAGAACUUCGCACGCGUAUUUCGCUUUAUCUUCCAGCAGCUGACGGAGCCUCCUCAGCAAAUCCAAAAUUACGCUAUAAGGUAUCAUCGUAAGGCUGGGAGGGAAAAGCACCUGCAAAAUUUACCGGCCGCAGUGGAAGUGACACUCCAAGAUUUUGCUUUGGAUUUGAUCGGGUUAGGCGAUCCCCAGUUGAGGCUUGGAAAAAGAGCGGCAAAUGAAAGGACACGCUUCUACAUCGAGCUUGGCGAAAACGAAAAGGACCGCCAGAAGAAAUUAGACGAGUUGUUAGCCGAUUUUGAUUUAUACAAAUCCGAAAUACUAAAAGGGAUGCAGCUUGCCUUGAGGGAUAUCAGAUCUUACGAAUACGACAUGGAAAAAAAACAGUGGCUGUCACACGCGAAAAGAAGAAGAACAGCACCAGAAACUAACCCAGUGAUGGAACUCAGAGAACUGCAGAACCAAAACCAGGCAUACCUCGCAUUGUCGCUUGAGUAAGCUGUCGAAUCGAUUAAGAACACCUCUAACCACUUCCCGCAUGGACAUCUUCAUUUCUCCUCAAUGCCUUGAUCGUUCAUUUUGACUUUAUCUCGUUUAUCUGCAUCUUGUUCGUUGAUUUGCUGUUACCUCUUAUGUUGCAGUAUAGGUUGGCAAUUAAUGUAAGCUCAUUUCGUUCAUCUUUAUCUUGUUCGCUGUUGAGGUAUCGUUACGUGUACGUGUAUCAAGACACUCUAAAUGAUCUUUUGAGUUGAUUUCUUUCCUCUGUAUCUGUUCCUCGUUGAGUUAUUGUUAUGUGCCUUAUUGCAUUAU
Cylicocyclus nassatus is the source of this 1017-nucleotide messenger RNA. Lineage: Eukaryota; Metazoa; Nematoda; Chromadorea; Rhabditida; Strongylidae. The record is from the annotation of a GenBank genome assembly.